This is a messenger RNA of Arachis duranensis, 621 nucleotides long. RefSeq lists its product as uncharacterized. The transcript has a single exon. Lineage: Eukaryota; Viridiplantae; Streptophyta; Magnoliopsida; Fabales; Fabaceae. The coding region runs from base 1 to 621 and encodes 206 amino acids. The record is from RefSeq and is a predicted model, not a curated record.
AUGGUCAAGGAGGAAUGGAGAGGGCUGGGCGAGAUACCAUUCACUGAUAAACUGAGGGCGUUGACGGUUCCUUUGGAGAGAUGGCAUAGAGACAACUUUGGUGAUAUGGACAAGAAAAUUUUGAUGUUUGAGGAAGUGAUCCAGAAGAUUGAUGACAUGGUCAGUAAUGGGAGCUAUGAUGGGACAGUGGAGGCAAGACGGAAGGCGCUAGUGGCUUGUUGCGAGAAAUGGUAUGUGAGGAAAGAACUACAUUGGAAGCAGAUGUCAAGGUCGAGGCAUGCGAAGGGCAUGGAUAAAAAUACGAGGUACUUCCACAACCUAGCUUUUGCCAAACAGAAAAAUAAUAGGAUUGAUACUUUAAUCAUUAAUGGAAGAUUGAUAAGGAAUCAAGUUAGGAUUAAGCUUGCCACAAGGGAGUUUUAUAAAGACUUAUAUCAUCAAGAGAGGUCUCCUGAGAUGGGGUUCAGAGAUGGUCUGGUGGAAAGGAUUAGCGAGGAGGAUUCUAGUACUCUAGAGAUGCUACCGUCACCUGAGGAGGUUAAAGAGGCAGUGUGGGAUUGUGAAUCGUCCAAGGCUCCAGGAUGUGAUGGUUACAACAUGAACUUCAUAAAGAAGUGCUAG